GGUCGGACUUCGCGCGUACUAUCGUUGACAACGACAUGCGCUUCAUAGGGCCCUCGCCCGACGUCAUGGCCCGUAUGGGCGACAAAGUGGAGGCCCGUAAGGCGGCCAUAGAGGCGGGCGUUCGGGUGGUGCCCGGCACCGACCGGCCCAUCACCGACGCCAAGGACGCCAAGGAGUUUGUCGCGACGCACGGGUUGCCCGUGAUUUUCAAGGCGGCGUACGGCGGCGGGGGUCGCGGUAUGCGAGUGGUGCGCAACGAGAAGGAACUGGUGGAGAACUUCGAGAGGGCCUCCUCGGAAGCCCUGUCCGCUUUUGGCAACGGCGCCAUGUUUAUCGAGCGGUUCAUCGAACACCCCCGUCAUAUAGAGGUCCAGAUUCUGGGCGAUAACUACGGCAAUGUUGUCCACCUGUAUGAGAGGGACUGUACGGUACAGCGCCGGCAUCAGAAGAUUAUAGAGAUCGCGCCGUCGCCUAACUUGAAUCCCGUGGUGAGGGAGAAGAUAUUGGCCGACGCCGUGAAGUUGGCCCGACAUGUGGGCUACCAGAACGCCGGGACCGUGGAGUUCCUGCUGGACGCGGACGGCACCUACUAUUUCAUUGAGGUUAACGCGCGGCUACAGGUGGAGCACACGGUGACCGAGGAGAUAACGGGCGUGGAUUUGGUCCAGAAGCAGAUCCGGGUGUCGGAGGGGAACUCAUUGCCGAACUUGGGGUUAGAACAGAAGAAUAUUAAAGUGGAGGGAACGGCCAUCCAGUGUCGGGUGACUACUGAGGAUCCGGCGAAGGGCUUCCAACCGGACACCGGCAGGAUUGAGACUCCUCUAAACGGACAGGUAUUCCGCAGCGGCGAGGGGUUCGGUAUCCGACUGGACGGCGCCUCGGCCUUCGCGGGCGCCAUCAUCAGCCCCUACUACGACUCCCUACUCGUCAAAGUGAUAGCCCACGCGUCGAGCAUAGGGUCGGCCGCAGCCAAAAUGAAUCGCGCGCUCCGGGAGUUCCGGGUCCGGGGCGUCAAAACAAACAUACCGUUCCUCCUAAACGUGUUGGAAAACGACAAGUUCCUGAAAACGGCGUACGACACCAACUUCAUCGACACCCACCCGGAGCUGUUCAAGUUCGAGCCCUCCCAGAACAGGGCCCAGAAGUUGCUGUACUACUUGGCCAACCUCAUGGUGAACGGGCCGUCCACGGUGUUGGCCACCAAACUCAAGCCGUCGGACAUUGUGCCGGCUGUGCCCCCGGUGGACAAGACUCGCGGGCAUACCGUUCCCAAGGGCUGGAAGCAUAUACUGGAUAACGAGGGCCCGGAGGCCUUCGCCAAAGCCGUACGCAAUCAUAAGGGGCUGCUGUUGAUGGACACCACCUAUAGGGACGCCCACCAGUCACUGUUGGCCACACGGGUGCGUACGUACGACCUGUUGAGGAUCUCGGAGCACGUGUCCAACCACUUUCACCCCCUAUUCUCGCUGGAGAACUGGGGCGGCGCCACGUUUGACGUGUCGAUGCGCUUCCUGCACGAAGACCCGUGGGAACGGCUGGUCGAGAUGCGCCGCCUGGUGCCGAACAUACCGUUCCAGAUGCUGCUCCGGGGGGCCAACGCGGUCGGCUACACCUCCUACCCGGAUAACGUGGUGUUCAAGUUCUGCGAGCUCGCCAAACAGGCCGGUAUGGACGUGUUCCGGGUGUUCGACUCGUUGAACUACUUGCCCAACAUUCUGGUGGGUAUGGAGGCGGCCGGGCAGGCGGGCGGUGUCGUGGAGGGCGCCAUCAGCUACACGGGCGACGUGUCCGACCCGAAGCGCACGAAAUAUAAUUUGGAUUAUUAUGUGAAUCUGUCGGACAAGUUGGUGAGCGCCGGCACUCACGUGCUCUGCAUCAAAGACAUGGCCGGUUUGCUGAAGCCCAGGGCGGCCACGAUGUUGGUGGAGGCGCUCCGCUCCAGACACCCCGAUGUGCCCAUUCAUAUACAUACUCACGACACGGCCGGCGCCGGUGUGGCCUCAAUGCUGCGCUGUGCCGAAGCCGGCGCUGAUAUAGUGGACGUCGCGGUCGACUCCAUGUCCGGUAUGUUCCUCUAUGGCCGCCUUACGGGCCUCCACUUUGUCGCCCAUACGGGCCAUGACGUCGGGCGAGGGCCCUAUGAAGCGCAUGUCGUUGUCAACGAUAGUACGCGCGAAGUCCGACCUCUCCGACAGGAACCCAUAGCCCGGGUGUAUGGCGUCCACGUCGGCCUCCUUGGCGAUGCGUAUGAUGUCCGGUAUGUGUAG
Molecule: messenger RNA, 2267 nt
Organism: Oppiella nova
Lineage: Eukaryota; Metazoa; Arthropoda; Arachnida; Sarcoptiformes; Oppiidae
Source: the annotation of a GenBank genome assembly